GUUUACAUUUGAGCGAUAAUACAAAGCAUGGAGGAGGAACUCGAAAAGAGUUUAAAAAAGUAUGUGGCUCUCAUCAAUCAAUUUCACGAAGGUCAUUUGACAACGUUUGUUAACCGGAUUGUUCGAGAAUUAAACAAUCAAGAAAAAUUUCAACAUGACGAAAUGCUCAAACUGCAAAAAGUUUUUAAUUUAUCGCACCAGGAAUUGAAAGAUUUAGUUCACGCAUUUACUUCUUCAUUUAAAGUAAUAGCCUUCUAUGGAACGAAGCCUGUUCAUUUGCAAUCUUGUUUAGAGAGAUUAGGAAUAAACUCUGAAUUAUCACUGCUUAUUGCGAAAGCAUGGUCGGAUAAUUCUCGCCAGUUAAUUAGUGAAAUGAGAGAAAAGUCUUCUAAUGCCCCUCGUCUGAAAGAUAUAAGAUGGAAAACUGGUGUUACAGCUUCUAGUUCCUCCGCUUCUGAACAGAAUAUUGGUACAGGUCUACUAGAAUUAAAACUGGAGAAUAGUAAUACCGCUCAAAUAGAAUUCGAUAAGUCUAGUUUAAAGGAUUUUUACGAUCAACUCGAAAAGAUACAAGGAAGACUGGAUUUGUUACAAUGA
Messenger RNA from Dimorphilus gyrociliatus, 597 nucleotides. NCBI's taxonomy places the organism in Eukaryota, Metazoa, Annelida, Polychaeta, Dinophilidae. The record is from the annotation of a GenBank genome assembly.